Purpureocillium lilacinum is the source of this 1245-nucleotide messenger RNA. RefSeq lists its product as uncharacterized. Gene Ontology annotation, molecular function: acetate kinase activity. The record is from RefSeq and is a predicted model, not a curated record. NCBI's taxonomy places the organism in Eukaryota, Fungi, Ascomycota, Sordariomycetes, Hypocreales, Ophiocordycipitaceae. Gene Ontology annotation, biological process: acetate metabolic process; phosphorylation.
AUGAAAGUCAUUCUCGCCAUCAACGCUGGAUCGAGCUCGGUCAAGGUCUCCGUCUACCUGGCCGACAAGAACACAUCCCCGAGACAGAUUGCAGAGGCCCAGAUUAAUGGCCUCACAGCGCCGCCAGCGGAAUUGAAGUACUCGCGGGGUGAGACAAAGGUCAUCAAGGACAAGAAGGUCGAGGAGCCGUUGAAGACACAAGACGACGCCUUUGGCCUCAUCCUCAAGACACUCAUCAACGACGCCGACCUUCGUGAGAUCAAUUCCAAAGACGACAUCGCCAUCGCGGCUCACCGCAUCGUGCACGGCGGCGACUACGACGAGUCCAAACUCAUCAACGAGGACACUUACCACCGUCUCGAGGAGCUGAGUGACCUGGCGCCUCUGCACAAUGGGCCCGCUCUCACCAUCGUCGACUCGUGCAUCAAAACGCUGCCCAAUGCCUCCAACGUCGCCUGCUUCGACUCGCAGUUCCACGCCACGAUUCCGCGCCACAUCUCUACGUAUCCGAUCUGCCCGGUAACGGCAAAGAAGAACAGCCUGCGCAAGUACGGGUUUCACGGCACUAGCUACGAGUUCAUCAGCCGGUCCGUGGCGGCGUUUCUGGGAAAAGACGUCGACAAGCUCAACAUCAUUGCCUUGCACCUGGGUAGUGGCGCCAGUGCAUGUGCCAUCAAGGGCGGCAAGAGCUGGGAUACGAGCAUGGGCCUGACGCCGCUGGCCGGACUCCCCGGAGCCACUCGCAGCGGCAGUGUUGACCCAAGUCUCGUUUUCCAUUACGCGAGCGACGUGGGCAAGCUGUCGCCGGCUUCGACGGAGCACCUGCACAUCACCCGCGCUGAGGAGAUAUUGAACAAGGAGAGCGGAUGGAAGGCUCUUACCGGAACAACCGACUUUCGUGUCAUCUCAGAGUCGGACGACCCGAAGCACAAGCUCGCCUUCGAUCUGUUUGUCGACAGAGUGUGCGGGUUCGUCGGCAGCUACUACGUGACCCUCCAGGGCCAAGUAGACGCUCUCGUGUUUGCGGGAGGCAUCGGCGAGAAGAGUGCACUGCUGAGGAGUGCCGUUAUUCAGCAGGCAGGAUGUCUCGGCUUCGCCAUCGACGAGAAACGGAAUAAGAGCGUCGGGGGCGGGGUGGUGGAGGACAUUGGUGCUGCCGGCGCAAAGCACGGUGUGCUGGUGUGCCAGACGGACGAACAGUAUGAGAUGGCGCGCAUCUGCGCCAACAAGCCAGAGCUGUGGUAG